Messenger RNA from Lodderomyces pseudojiufengensis, 1149 nucleotides. RefSeq names its product type 2C protein phosphatase (gene PTC4). Gene Ontology annotation, molecular function: protein serine/threonine phosphatase activity; cation binding. Gene Ontology annotation, biological process: protein dephosphorylation. Lineage: Eukaryota; Fungi; Ascomycota; Pichiomycetes; Serinales; Debaryomycetaceae. The coding region runs from base 1 to 1149 and encodes 382 amino acids. The record is from RefSeq and is a predicted model, not a curated record. The transcript has a single exon.
AUGGGACAAUUAUUAUCACAUCCAAUUGAGGAGAAAGAAUUGGAUUAUAAAAUUCAUACUAGAUUAUCAUAUUGUGUUGGAUCAAUGCAAGGUUAUAGAAUGACAAUGGAAGAUGCACACGGUAUAAGGAUAAAUGAGGAUGAAACCGUAGCGGUAUUUGGGGUGUUUGAUGGUCAUGGUGGUAAACAAUGUUCUGAAUAUGUAGCUGAACAUUUACCAAAGGCAAUUUUUAAACAAUUACUACAUUUGAAAGACGAAACUGAGAAUAAGGAAAGAGAAGGAAAUGAGAGGUCAAAGGAGAAUGGACAAUUGAAACUGAACAAAGUAUCAACGAUGAAUCAAAAAGUUUUCAAGAUAUUAAAAAAUGCAUUUUUCAAAAUUGAUCAUGAUUUAUCACAUCAUCAAGGUAUGGUUAAUUGUGGAUCAACAAGUAUACUAUGUGCUAUAAUAGACAAUAAAAUCUAUGUUGCAAACACAGGAGAUUCAAGGUGUAUCCUAUCUACAAAUCAAGGCUGUGCAAAAACUUUAUCAUUUGAUCAAAAACCUAGUUUAAUUGGUGAAAGAGUACGAAUAGAAAAUUCAAAUGGGUACGUCAUUAAUAAUAGAAUAAAUGAAAUACUAGCAUUAAGUAGAGCUAUAGGAGAUUUUAAAUUCAAGACUCCAUAUCUCACAUCAACAUUAAAUAAAUUUGUUAUACGGAAUAAAGAAAAUUUUUAUAAACAACAAAAUAAUAAUAUUCAAUCAGAUGAAAAACCAAGACUUUUAUCAAAACAUUCUCAAACAGAUCAAGACUAUAUACAUAUACCUCCUGAAUUAUUUCAAGUAACGGUUGAACCUGAUAUUUUAAUAUAUGAUUUAAAAGUAUUACCAGAACCAGAAUUUAUAGUAAUAGCAUGUGAUGGAAUAUGGGAUUGUUUUAAAAAUGAUCAAUUAAUAAAACUUAUAAGGGAUAAAAUAGUAUUAGGUUGGAAAUUAAAUAAAAUUAUUGAAUAUAUUUUAAAUGAUACAUUAACAAUGGCAAAUAAUUAUACAGGAAUAGGAUUUGAUAAUAUGACAUUAUUAAUAAUUGCAUUACAUCCAAAAACAAGUUUAGAAGAUUGGUAUAAUGAAAUGAUUUUUAAAAUUGAAAAAGAAAAAGGUUUACAUUAA